GAGAGAGUUGGGACAGGAGAGUUGGGGAGGAGAGAAAGAGGGGGAGGUAAAAGGAGAGAGAGUGGAUAUUUAGAGAAACAUGGGAUAAGAGAUCAUCUGGAACAAAACUUUCACUGUGGUUGGGUUUAUCUUUGGAUGUGAGGACUUAGUGUGUUGUGUCGACUUUGAUGUACGAAAGGGUCUCGGAGUAAUGAAGCUGUGGUCUAACAAUCCUCAACUAAGUUGAUUUGUCUACUUUUCAAGAAAAACAGAGGUGCAUGUCUUUGUAGGAGUUGUACUAGCCAAGAGGAGAAAUAGCUAUUUUGGUUGUUUUCAUUCUUGUCCAAUGAUCACUUUGCUGUCUUUACUUUGUGGAGGAAGAAGGGAAGGUAGGUCAGAUCAGCAGCAAUAUUUCUAAAGUUAGCAGCGGUCUCUCUCUCCAGCCCUCUGGACUGUGGAGCGGGCUCCUCACACACACCUGUUUGUCAGGAUCCCCAGUGAGCGCAGCAGCAACAACAGCCAUAGGUGUCUGCACAGUUGUAGCCUAAGAGGAGAUCUGUGGAUCUGUGCAGCUGUUGUCUGUUCUGGAUUGGAAGCCUCUGUCUGUGGAUGUUACUGUAGAGGCUUGACCAGACCUGCCUCUGUGUCCUGGGUAGAGUGUGGAGAUGUCAUCUAUGUACCCCCGCACCAAGGAGCUCUCCAGGACUAGGAAGUCUCUGUCCGACUCACCACCCUCUUCACCCUCUCCUACCGCCAAGAACUUCAGACAUGACAGGGCAUCAAGGUUGGACUCUGGUGGUGGAGACAGCACGGCUGAACCUCUGGGUAGAACCAGCUCCUACACACGCAGGGAAACCAGAUUGGCAGCGCUGAACAAGCAUGAGGACGACACCAGCUCCAGGGAUUACAAGAAGAUGUAUGAAGAUGCUUUGGCAGAGAAUGACAAGCUCAAGUCCCGGCUGGAUGAUAGCAAACAGGAGCUGACCAAGAUACGCACCCAGCUGGACAAAGUCACCCAGAAACAGGACAGAGUAUCUGAAAGAUCCACUGUACUUGAAUCAGAGAAAAGGGAAAAACAGGCUCUGGAGAAGAGGGUAACGGACAUGGAGGAAGAGCUCAAGGUCUUGACAGAGCUUAAAUCAGACAACCAGAGACUGAAGGAUGAGAAUGGGGCUCUGAUCCGUGUCAUCAGCAAGCUGUCCAAGUAAGAAGCCUCUGUCCAAAGUCAUAGUAUACUUCCUUCAAGCUUGCAAUGUGUGUCACUAUCAUUGGCCUUCGACACCCUGCCACCCUGAGACUGUACCAUGGUGCUCAGUGACACUUACCUGCCAACUGUUCUCAGAGGCAUGGUGAGGAACCGUCAAAUUCCUGAUGACCCCUGGCCUACUAUGACUCCAUGUUCAUUGGCUCACUUCAUACCAGGAGGUCAAAGUGGGGAGGAGAACACACAGCAUUGGCUCAAAGAGGGUGUUGAUCUGGGGUACAGUAAACUCCGAAGCUCCAGGCCAGAAAUCUCUAACCAAUAUCACAUCCACAUAUUUGACCUAUACAUCACAAACAUAUGUUGAUUCUGUGCUUCAGUGUGCACUGCAGAAAAAAACGACUGAAAAAACAAUCAUAGGUAUAACUGUUAUGACAUUGAUAACGUUACACAUUGUCAGUUGUUAUGAGGUGUUUAUAUCAUUAGUCUUUAUGGUUUGUAGUUCAAUUGAAGUCCACAUUUCCAUCACAGACCAUUUUCUCUGAGCUGCUCAUGAACCUUUUCUUGCUUUGAUUUUAGUGUGGUGUACUGUACCAUGGUCUCUGGCGAGACAGAUGUCACAUUUGUUGGAUAUUUUUAUAUAAUUUAUGCAUUUUUUUUCCUUCAAAUAUU
This is a messenger RNA of Oncorhynchus masou masou (cherry salmon), 1852 nucleotides long. RefSeq names its product protein phosphatase 1 regulatory subunit 12B-like. The transcript is spliced from 7 exons. Gene Ontology annotation, cellular component: cytoplasm; Z disc; A band. Gene Ontology annotation, molecular function: enzyme inhibitor activity; phosphatase regulator activity; protein kinase binding. The record is from RefSeq and is a predicted model, not a curated record. Lineage: Eukaryota; Metazoa; Chordata; Actinopteri; Salmoniformes; Salmonidae. Bases 645 to 1187 code for a protein of 180 amino acids.